This is a messenger RNA of Nilaparvata lugens (brown planthopper), 375 nucleotides long. RefSeq names its product adenylate cyclase type 5-like. The coding region runs from base 1 to 375 and encodes 124 amino acids. The transcript is spliced from 3 exons. Gene Ontology annotation, molecular function: adenylate cyclase activity. Lineage: Eukaryota; Metazoa; Arthropoda; Insecta; Hemiptera; Delphacidae. The record is from RefSeq and is a predicted model, not a curated record. Gene Ontology annotation, biological process: adenylate cyclase-inhibiting G protein-coupled receptor signaling pathway; intracellular signal transduction; cAMP biosynthetic process.
AUGUCUGUUGUUUUUGGUUUUGUAAAGGAGCGACUUCUGCUGUCAGUGUUGCCACGUCACGUUGCUAUGGAGAUGAAGGCUGACAUUGCCGGGAAGCCACAGGACUCCAUGUUCCACAAGAUCUACAUUCAGAAGCACGAGAAUGUCAGUAUACUAUUUGCUGACAUAUGCGGCUUCACAAGUUUGUCAGACCAAUGCACGGCUCAAGAAUUGGUACGACUGCUCAACGAACUAUUCGCCAGGUUUGACAGACUAGCGCAGGAGCACUACUGUUUGAGGAUCAAAUUGCUGGGGACUGCUACUACUGCGUGUCCGGUCUGCCUGAGCCGAGACCCGAUCAUGCUCACUGCUGUGUCGAAAUGGGCCUUGACAUGA